Messenger RNA from Drosophila eugracilis, 1023 nucleotides. RefSeq lists its product as uncharacterized. Gene Ontology annotation, molecular function: structural constituent of chitin-based larval cuticle. Gene Ontology annotation, cellular component: chitin-based extracellular matrix. NCBI's taxonomy places the organism in Eukaryota, Metazoa, Arthropoda, Insecta, Diptera, Drosophilidae. The transcript is spliced from 2 exons. The record is from RefSeq and is a predicted model, not a curated record. Bases 100 to 882 code for a protein of 260 amino acids.
GGCUAUGGAUAUUCAGUUUAUUAGUAGCCCGCCAACUGCAGAACAGUGAAAACGUUUUCAUAUCUGGAUAUAUAACUCACAAUUCGAUCGGAAUCCAUAAUGAAGUGCUUCAUCUUGGCUGCCCUAUUGCUGGCCACCCUAGCCAGCGGCGAGAACAUCUUUAAGAUCAACAUCACCCCCGAGGAGGCUCAGCAGUUUUUGAACUCCGCCCAAUUGCGUGGCAUUAGCGACAUCGAGUAUGCCCCAAAAACCGGAGAGAAUCCUCUGCCCGAGGCUCGCAACGAGAAGGGAGAAUUCGUGUACAUGGGCCGUGUGAUCGAGCAUCCUGAGGAUUAUGUCGAGGAGCAUUACGACGCCCAUCAGUACCAUGGCCAGGAUGGUUUGGGUCAGUUUGCCUAUGGCUACAGGGACUGGAACCAGGGUAAGAACGAGAAGCGUGACGAGACUGGCAAGGUGACUGGAUCGUACAAGUAUGUCCAACCACAUGGUCGUGACUUUGUGGCCAACUACUAUGCGGAUAAGACCGGUUUCCAUGUUGAGGACAACCGUCCAGCACAUCUUAAGCUUCCGGCCACCAAGACUCCGGCUGUCCUUAAGGCCGAGGAAGAGCAUUUCAAGCUUUGGGGUGAACUGGCUGCUGCCGCUGGCCACAAUCCUGAUCCUUAUGCCGCCGAAUACCAGCAGGAGGGUCGUUACCAGCCCGCUGAGCCCGAGUACCAACCCUAUGUCCAUGAGGAGCCACCAUAUGUUCCUGGACCCGAGGAGACCGGUGAACCCAAGGGAUUCUUCUACGCCUUCGACUACAAUGUCCCAUUGUUGCGCAACAAGGAGGAGCGCGCCGAACUGGAACGUCUGCGGGCCAUCAACAACAAGGAUGAAUAGGUUCUAAAUCCGAAUCCUUUCGGAUUUGGGAGAUCCAUCGCAUCCAUGGAUCGCCUUGUACAGGUCGUUCUGUAGAAAGUAGCCAAUACAUUCCACAUAUUUAUUGAAUCCUUCGCUAAAUAAAUCGCAGCUUCAACUACA